This is a messenger RNA of Anoplophora glabripennis (Asian longhorned beetle), 1322 nucleotides long. Its product is annotated as odorant receptor Or2-like. Gene Ontology annotation, molecular function: odorant binding; olfactory receptor activity. Lineage: Eukaryota; Metazoa; Arthropoda; Insecta; Coleoptera; Cerambycidae. The transcript has 7 exons. The record is from RefSeq and is a predicted model, not a curated record. Gene Ontology annotation, biological process: detection of chemical stimulus involved in sensory perception of smell; sensory perception of smell. Bases 46 to 1254 code for a protein of 402 amino acids. Gene Ontology annotation, cellular component: plasma membrane.
UUAUAUUAAUAUAUCAGUUUGAUUUCUGCAACAGCUGUAAACAGAAUGAUCUUUCCGAAAAACGAACACCUGAAAAUAACGAUGUACAUAAGCGCAGUGCUAGGAGUAUGGCCAUUUAUAUUCGAAGACAAACCAGUUUUAAGGAAAAUAUACGACGUUUACUCCAAAUGCAUUUUCUGUUACUACCUACUCUACGUUCUUGCCGCUAUAAUCCAGCUCUUCAUCAUCGUCACCGAUGAGGUGUUGGAUGUGGAUGAAAUAGUCGCUAACCUUUGCAUAACACUACUAAACUUUGUAGCAAUAUUGAGAGUCAAGGCCAUCAAGACGGAGAGAGUAAAGAAUAUCAUUCAGAAUGUAUUCAAGUUGGAAGAAAAGAUGAUGAACAGUGGAAAUGACGAAAUAAUUGAAAUAUAUAACCGGCAUGCAAGGCAGAACCAAACAUGUAAUAAAAUAUUUCUUGUUAAUCUCUACUUGGUUGAUAUUUUGUACUUUAUACACCCCUUGUACGUGGAAGACACCAUAAAGUACUACCCCAACAGAAACGAGACGGUAGUCAUCAAAGCUUUGCCUUUGAGCACUUGGUAUCCAUUUGACCAGCAAAAGCACUAUGUCCUUACUUAUCUCUGGGAAGAGAUGGACGUUUUCAUGGCCACCACUUUUAUUGGCUGCUCAGACAUCUUCGCGUUUAGUCUCAUAAUAUUUGGUGUGGGCCAAAUUAAGAUUCUGAAGUUGAUUCUUUCCAAUUUUCAAGAGUUUGCGAUGAAUAUAAAGGAUCAGUUACACUGUAGUCAGGAAGAAGCCAGCUAUAUCACCCUCAGGGAGUGCAUACUGAAGCACCAAGAAAUUAUCGAAUACAUAAAUGAAUACAACUUAAUAAUGAAGAAUAUAAUGGUUUUAGAUUUUUUACUGAGUUCUGUGGAGUUAGCUUCUGGAGUACUAACUUUGCUUGUGACGGAAAUGACUCUACCCAACACUAUAUACAGCAGUCAGUUAGCUUUUAGCUUGUUUCUUAGAGUACUAGUGUACUAUUGGUAUGCCAACGAAAUAAUGGUACAUGGAUCUGAAAUAGGAAUGGCUUUAUGUAACAGCAAUUGGUAUGAGGAAUCCGAAAGAGUGCAAAAAAUGAUGGUUAUUAUGCUGAUGAGGUGCAACAGGGAACUGUAUCUAGAGAUUGGACCAUUUGCCGCUAUGACUUUGAGAACUUUUCUAGGGGUACUCAAAGCAACAUAUUCCUACAUAACGGUUAUCUAUUGAUGAAUGCACACGAAGAAGGAUUCUCCAUUAAAGUCAGUUAUAAUUAUUUUGCGAAAUACUCACACUAA